Molecule: messenger RNA, 1069 nt
Organism: Punica granatum (pomegranate)
Lineage: Eukaryota; Viridiplantae; Streptophyta; Magnoliopsida; Myrtales; Lythraceae
Source: RefSeq, a predicted model, not a curated record
AUAAAAUUUCCCUCCGCCAAUAAGGGGGGAGAGAGAUUCUCCUCUUCUCUUCAGUCCGUCGUCGCCGUCCGAUUUGAUUCUCUCUCUCUCUCUCUCUCUGUGCUAGUCUCUGCGAUCCAUAGCAACGAUGGCCGGCAGCGGCAGGGCAAUCUCCAUAGUCGACCACCAGCUCCCAGACGACGACCACAACCGCUACGACGUGAUUUUCUUCGACCGCCAAAUCCCCACCCUGCUGACUCAUUCCCCGUCCAUGGUCUCCUUCUGGCUCUCCCAGCUCCCACCUCCCCCGCGCCUCGUCGGUCUCGACGUCGAGUGGCGCCCCAACUUCUCGACCUACUCCGACCAUCCCAUUGCCACCAUCCAGCUCUGCACUGCCGCCGCCGCCGCCUCGUCAGCCACAAGCCUCAUCUUCCAGAUCCUCCAGGCCCCGCACGUCCCCAAGGAGCUGGCCGACUUCCUCGACGAUCCGGCCAACAAAUUCGUCGGCGUGGGGAUCGGGGAGGACGUGGAGAAGCUGCUGGUGGACUACGGGCUCAGGGUGGGGAAUCCGGUGGAUCUGAGGAGCCUAGCGGGGAAGGCGCUGAAGAACGCCGGGCUGAAGACGCUGGCGAAGGAGGUGCUGGGGAAGGAGGUGGAGAAGCCGAAGAGGGUGACGAGGAGCCGGUGGGACAACCCGUGGCUCACCCCGGCUCAGAAGAUGAGGAAACCAAAAUUAGAAGAAGAGAUUGUGCUUCACCAGAGGAGACAUGCUUGAAGAGGUGUGGGUGGGCCCAUGGGCCCUCGCCCACCUCCGACACUUCCGGCCCUAAUGGGCUCCUCACAUGAACCUCUCUCUCUCUACUUAUCGAAUUAUAUGUACAUUGUCACUGGCCACAAUAUAUAUAUAUAUAUAUAUAUAUAUAUAUAUAUAUAGCAGAUGAAUUGAUCAUUGCAGAACCAUAAAUGCCCUACUUAUAUAAGGUGUCGUCUCAUCAUCACCCCGCGUGUGACACCAAUGUUCACUUAUUUCUACUAGAGGGGCACCCAAUACGGAAGCAUUACACUGAAUAUGAUUUUGCUGUUCAAUUUC